AUGAGACGGUGCAUCACUGCGCGGCUUACUUUUCAGCGUCUUCUCUGUGGUGAUAAGUUAGUGAUAAGAGAUGAUAAAUCUAUACAUGAAGUGGCAUCCACUUUUCGAAAACAGUUUCCCAUCGCCCCCAUUCCUGUGCCUAUUGCGGCAGCUUUAGGAAGAAGUUACGUGUUAACAGGUGAAACGCAGCGAGUGGUGACGCUACUCUCUACUCAUCCAUCCGCACGUGAUCUUGCAGAAGAACUUAUUCAGUUGCUUUCUCAAGAUACCGCUGUGGAUGCGGAUACACUUCUGCGAUUAAUGGCUGCGGUACGUCCUGUUUCAUCCGUCAUUUCUUCUCAAUUCCUUGCCUCUCUUGCAGGAAGAUUAGUUAAAGAUGGAAAGUCGAAAGAAAUUAAAUUAUUGCUUAUGCGAGAGAUACGAGAGGUGCCUCAUCUUGCAGGGGUACUCCUUCGUCCGCUUUGUGAAGUAAGUGAUCCGAUAAACUCUGAAGACAAACAAAACGUUGCAGAUGCAUUAAAUAUUGCUUUAUUGCGCUCAUUCGUUAGCCCAAAAGAUUAUGGUUAUGUACUUACUUUACUUUCACGGGGAGGAGAACAUCGAAAAGUACUUGCACUUUGGUCAUGGAUGAAACAUACAUCAGCUCGAUGGGAUCAAAAAGCAGUUUCUGCCGUGAUUAUCUCAGCAUCACUAUCACGAAAAAUGAAUGUGGCCAUUAGUGCUAUUCAAAGUUUAGCUGAAUCUAAUGAAGAUCCCACCAUAGAAUCUCAGAAAUAUUUUAUACGAUAUUUGGCAUCCCGAUUUCCACCCUUAUCACGUUAUGCAGAUCAACUUGUUACACAUUGGCACACCAACGUUCAACUCUGGAAGACUGAAGCUCGAGUAGUAGGAGUAGAGUUACUUUUUGCUCAUUACCAUAGUAAAGAUUAUGACCGUCUACGAGAGUUGCUUCUAACUGCUGAAAGUGUGGCAGAUACAAAUGAGGCGAUAGAGGAAAUCCUUAAGGUAAAAGGAAUGCCAUAUAUUUUACGACAUUUCGCUUCCGAUAUUGUUGAAGAACCAUGGCUUCAAAAAUUCUUUGCUUGUGGAAUAAGAAUAAAAGAUCUUGGAAAAUACCCACAACUUUUGGCAACUCUAGCAAGUUUUGCUCGUCACGUAAAGGAAGAAGAAGAAUUUAUUAAUUCUAUACGAGGUAUCGAAAUGAAUAGUGAAGAUUUUGAAGAAAUGGCAAAAUUUGUGGCAGAUGAUAUUUGCUUUAGAAACGCAGGAGAAACACUGCGGUUCAUCAGUAAUAUCGCGGAAGCCCUUUCACAGCAGGUUCCCACAGGUGUGAGUAGUUGGCUCCAACUUUUGGGGGAAAGUCGAGGAUCGUAG
Messenger RNA from Trypanosoma theileri, 1374 nucleotides. RefSeq lists its product as uncharacterized. The record is from RefSeq and is a predicted model, not a curated record. The transcript has a single exon. The coding region runs from base 1 to 1374 and encodes 457 amino acids. NCBI's taxonomy places the organism in Eukaryota, Euglenozoa, Kinetoplastea, Trypanosomatida, Trypanosomatidae.